UUUCGGAGUCGGCCUCGCUGCGAAGCGAGCGCGCGCGUACCCGGCAGCGGCCGCCGAGGCGCUAUGGGCCCACCUGGCCCCGGGCGCCGCACCGUGCGAGUCCCGGCCUGGAGCCAGGAUUGAAGCCACAAGAUGGCUGAUCAGGACCCUGGGGGCAUUAGUCCCCUCCAACAAAUGGUGGCCUCAGGCGCUGGGGCUGUGGUCGCCUCCAUCUUCAUGACACCCUUGGAUGUGGUGAAGGUCCGCUUGCAGUCUCAGCGCCCUUCGGUGGCCAGUGAGCUGAUGCCUCCCUCCAAGCUCUGGAGCCUCUCCUACACCAAAUUGCCUUCCUCUCUCCAAUCCACAGGGAAGUGCCUCCUGUACUGCAACGGUGUCCUGGAGCCCCUGUACCUGUGCCCAAAUGGUACUCGCUGUGCCAACUGGUUUCAGGACCCUACCCGCUUCACUGGCACCAUGGAUGCCUUUGUGAAGAUUGUGAGGCACGAGGGCACCAGGACCCUGUGGAGCGGCCUCCCAGCCACCCUGGUGAUGACUGUGCCAGCUACCGCCAUCUACUUCACUGCUUAUGACCAACUCAAGGCUUUCCUGUGUGCUCGAACCCUGACCUCUGAUCUCUAUGCACCCAUGGUGGCUGGCGCACUGGCCCGCCUGGGCACAGUAACUGUGAUCAGUCCCCUGGAGCUUGUACGUACAAAGCUACAGGCUCAGCAUGUUUCAUACCGUGAGCUGGGUGCCUGUGUCCGGACAGCGGUGGCUCAGGGUGGCUGGCGUUCACUGUGGCUGGGCUGGGGCCCUACUGCCCUUCGAGAUGUGCCCUUCUCAGCCCUGUACUGGUUCAACUAUGAGCUGGUGAAGAGCUGGCUGAAUGGGCUCAGGCCAAAGGACCAGACAUCCGUGGGUGUCAGCUUUGUGGCUGGUGGUAUCUCAGGGACGGUGGCUGCUGUCCUGACUCUACCCUUUGAUGUGGUGAAGACUCAACGCCAGGUCGCGCUGGGAGCGGUGGAGGCUGUGAGAGUGACUUCCCCACAUAUUGACUCCACCUGGCUGCUGCUGCGGAGGAUCCAGGCCGAGUCGGGCACCAAGGGACUCUUUGCAGGCUUCCUCCCGAGGAUCAUCAAGGCUGCCCCCUCCUGUGCCAUCAUGAUCAGUACCUAUGAGUUCGGCAAAAGCUUCUUUCAGAGGCUCAACCAGGAACGGCCUCUGGGCCACUGAAAGGGGCGAGGAGACGAGGACCCAUCUCUUUCACGGUGGGGAGAGCAGCCCGAGGAGACUGAGCCAAGUGCCUUUUCCUCAGCACUGAGGGGAGGGGCCUUGCUUCCCUUUCCUCCUCAGACACAGCUUUUUUCCUGCUGCUCCCAGUUCCCAUCCCCCAAGUUCAAGACCAAAUCUGCUAACUGCCCUCUGCCUUUGUGUUUGCUGUAGCUCGCCUGCCCCCAGGAGUCAAGAAACCCUGGGCCUGGCUUAGUCACCCCUACCCCUGUGAAUUCCUUAAGUCUAAAGAUGAUGAAGAACUGCC
Galeopterus variegatus (Sunda flying lemur) is the source of this 1516-nucleotide messenger RNA. It is a transcript of the gene SLC25A39, whose product is annotated as solute carrier family 25, member 39. Gene Ontology annotation, biological process: mitochondrial transmembrane transport. Lineage: Eukaryota; Metazoa; Chordata; Mammalia; Dermoptera; Cynocephalidae. The transcript is spliced from 12 exons. The coding region runs from base 133 to 1212 and encodes 359 amino acids. The record is from RefSeq and is a predicted model, not a curated record.